UCAGGUUUUCUUGAAAUUCGUUUCCGUUGCGGCAAAGGCAGAGGGAUACAUCUCUUGCGAUCGAGUGUCCAUCUUCUCCACCUCUUUCUCCUUCUCUUUUUCCUCUUCCUCCACCUCCACCUCCACCGUCACCUCCUCCUUCUCUUCCUCCUGCUCGCUGCCCAUCUCGUCUCAACACGAAUCCAUAUGUAUGGGGUAGCAGUGCUCGACGCAAAUGUGCUGACUACAUUACGCCCGGCUAUAUAAGAUAGCCGGACAACCAUCCUAUCCCCACAGACCGAGCCAGAUCGGCGGACCGUUCACAGACGGGCCCACAAGGAGCUUGCGUCCUGAUCGGUCAGUAGGUACGAUCAGCAUUCAUAUUUCUCUUUGGGGAAGGAAGCGAGAGAUUGUCCGGGACUGGAGUCGAGAAGAUUCAGGAACAAUCGAACCAUUAAGAUCCACGUGUGUGUCUUGAUUCGAAAGAGAUUGAAUCCAAAGAGACUUUCAAUCUGGAUAACUCGUUGUUAUAAGAAGCGCCAGAAAACUUUCUUCCGGGUCACACGGGAAGGGGAGGCAAGUGGCAGAAGAAGUAACGAGAGCGGGUAUUUUUCAGUGAAGAAAUUUGUGAUUGUGUUGGAAAAUGAUCUCUAUCAGCGCCACGACGUACUUUUUGCUCGCCGUCACCCUUGUGGCUUUGAUCUUAAUCCUGGUGGAUCAUAUCAGAGGGAAGAAGACGUCAAAGAGGUUGUACGACGGCGAGGAGUCAUCCACUUUAUUGGAUCCACCAGGACCCAAGCCGUGGCCGAUCCUCGGUUCUCUUCAUAUCUUGGGACGGUACGAUGUGCCUUACAAAGCCUUCGCCGACCUCGUCAGGGUCUACGAUAGUCAGGUGAUCAAGCUCAAGUUGGGCUCCCUACCCUGCGUCGUCGUCAACGGACUGGAAAACAUUAAGGAAAUCUUGAUCGCCAAAGGCCACCACUUUGACUCUCGGCCGAACUUCAUCAGAUAUCAUCUUCUCUUCGGCAACAAGGAGAACUCCCUGGCGUUCUGUAACUGGUCGGAUGUUCAGAAGACACGAAGAGAGAUGCUACGAGCGCAUACUUUCCCGCGUGCCUUUACUACACGAUACAACCAAUUGAACGGCAUCAUCGGUGGCGAGGUGGAACUGCUGGUAGAUUAUCUCAACGGCAUCGCCGGCGAAAGCUUGCACGCCAAGCCGCUGAUCAUGCACACGUGCGCGAACGUCUUCGUCAAGUACUUCUGUUCGCGUAGCUUCCCUCUCGGCGACGUUCCCUUUCGCUUAAUGAUUGAGAAUUUCGACAAGGUGUUCUUCGAGGUGAACCAGGGCUAUGCCGCGGACUUUAUGCCGUUCCUGAUGCCGUUGCACCAGAGGAACAUGACGAGGAUGAUUAGUUGGACUCACGAAGUCAAGCAAUUCAUGGAGAAGUACAUCAUCGGGGACCGUCUAGCCAACUGGAAAGCGAUUAUACCCGAAGAGGAUUACGUGGACUGUCUGAUCAAUCACAUCAAGACUGAUGCCGAACCUAGGAUGACCUGGGACAUGGCGAUGUUCGCGCUGGAAGAUAUCGUAGGAGGUCACUCGGCUGUCGGCAAUCUUCUUAUCAAGAUUCUUGGAUACCUGGUCACUUUACCGCAUGUGCAGAGAAUGGCGCAGAUGGAGAUUGACAGCGUCGAGAUUCCAGGCAGAUUUGUCGGCUUGGAGAACCGGGGAAAAAUGCCGUACACGGAGGCUAUCAUUCUCGAAUCGAUUAGGCUGAUUGCUAGUCCGAUUGUACCGCACGUGGCCAACCAGGAUAGUUCCGUAGCCGGCUAUAAGAUCGAGAAGGACACGUUUAUCUUCCUGAACAACUAUGAUCUGAACAUGUCGGAGGAGCUGUGGACAUCCCCUAAAGAGUUCAUGCCAGAUAGAUUCGUGCAAAACGGCAAACUCUCGAAGCCGGAGCACUUUCUACCGUUCGGUGGAGGCCGGAGAUCUUGCAUGGGCUACAAGAUGGUCCAGUAUAUCAGCUUCUCAACAAUAGCUACUCUGCUGAAGAACUUCAACAUAGUGCCGGUAGAGAACGAGAUCUACAAGGUUCCCAUCGGCAAUCUGGCGCUUCCAGAGAAGACUUUCAACUUCCACUUCGAGAGACGGUAGGCAGAGUACGACGACGAAUUCGAUCGGGUCGAUCAAGUCGGAAUGCAAUUUCGAUUUCUCGUCGAGUAAUCGAGAAUGACAUUUGACAUUUACCUCGACUCGAUCACGAGCUAUGCUCCCGAAAACUCGGUCACCGAUCGCGAAACAUCAACGAGACCGAAUCGUCGCGUCGUACGGAAUACAAAGUUGAAAGAGGAUAUUCGAUGAUAAAAAGCAAUAAUAUAUCCAACGCGAAUCAGCAGCUAAAAAGAGGCUUUUGACUUAAAUGAAGCUUUACUGACGUUAGGGAGGAUUAGAUACAGGAACGAGUGGAAGAUAUUCCGCCAAUAGAGCUUUACUGACAUUACUAGAUUGUUAAGAUAGCUAAUUGGAUCGCUCCUCGAUUCAUGUCCUAGAUGCAAGAACGCGUGAAGCCGACUUUCGAGUUUUCUUAAUUAUCUUGUAUUUUAUUAAUUAUUUUAUAUUGUGUGAGAUCUGGAUUUAAUUAAAAGUUAUACGAUUUGAAAAGUAUUGUAGAUAGUAUUAUUGUAGAUAAUUUUUUUAUUUCACCGAUUUAAUGUUAGUUUAAUUUUAAUCUUAUAUGUUAUUUUAUAUUAAUAGACUUUUAAUUUCUUGUUCUAAUUAAUUGAUUAACAAAUUGCAGCGAUGAAUUAAUCGCAAAUGAAUCUGCAAGAUCAAUCGCGAUAUUCUUGCUCAAUCAAGUGAUAAGUAUGGUAGAAGCUCUUUAAGUUUCGACCAUGAACGAGAACUGUUUAGGAGAAAUUAUCACGUCUUGCUUAUUAUUUGGCGAAUCGUCAUUUGUGAAAUGAGAUCUCUUUCGUAGAAAUGUUAACAAAAAGGCAUAUCACAACAGAGAGAGAGAGAGAGAGUGCUAGGGCUAAAGUCCGGACGAUUCACGCGUAUAUAUAUAUAUAUAUAUAUAUAUAUAUAUAUAACUUCGAUUUAAUACUUAAUGAUAAUCGAAGAAGAAGAAGACUGAACAAUAGCAUCUUAAAUGUGUAUUAUACAACUGGCAUUUAUUCCUUGUUGAAGAAUGCGCAGUUUUGUUACAUGCGUUAGAAUCUACUCGCAACAAUGAAUUUUGCGGAGGAUUCCAGCUUAUUCCACUUUUCUACUCGAAAACUUAAGAUUUUAUUUUACUUUUACGAUAGAAAGGUACGAAUUUUUUAUUUUUUACGCACGUAAAUUGUGCAUCGUAAAUUAUACAUCGCGUUUUUGUUUCUUCUUCUUCUUGCUCAUAAUAUUGACUUGUAGCAUUAAUUAAAUUAUAAUGCACGCGUAUAUUUUCCCAUUCUCGUUAUAUAUCGUCGUUUAAAAAAGUCUCGUAACGUAAGAUAGUGUGAAGUAGUUUCUAUUUAAGAGUACAGAAGCAGAGACAAGGGAGAAAAGCAAUUUAAAGGGUCGCAUUAAAGAAUAAAACUGCGAAGACUCGACAUCGUUUUUUCUCGAAAUGUUCGAAUUCUCGAUUUUUGACAGAUAUUUCUCUUCCUGUACUACCUCGCAGGUAAUAAUUUAUUUUGAUUAUUGUGCAUCUAUUAAAGUAUUACGUUAAUUAUUA
Molecule: messenger RNA, 3698 nt
Organism: Nylanderia fulva
Lineage: Eukaryota; Metazoa; Arthropoda; Insecta; Hymenoptera; Formicidae
Product: cytochrome P450 307a1
Molecular function (GO): monooxygenase activity; oxidoreductase activity, acting on paired donors, with incorporation or reduction of molecular oxygen; heme binding
Source: RefSeq, a predicted model, not a curated record